ACUACGCUCUGUUUCAUUCUCUUUACUUCUAUUUGUCCCUUCACUCUCUCUCUCUCUCUCUCCCUUCUUCCUUUUAUUGCAUUUUGUAACUUCAAAUAUUUUCGAGAAAACAGAGUCAUCAAUGUUUGCUGCUUGAUAGUUUCCAUAUAUGGAGCAGCUUGUCAACUUCAUCAUUCGCCCACCACGAGCUGAAUAUGACCUGAAAACUGAUCUACUGGAGCAAGAGUUCAUGCUGAAAGGGAAGUUGUUUCAACGGAAAGAUGUGGAGAUAAAAAACAGUCGUGGCGAUGUGCUUCAAUGCAGUCAUUACGUGCCUAUAGUCAGUCCUGGAGGAAAGCCUCUGCCGUGUGUGAUAUAUUGCCAUGGCAACAGUGGAUGCAGGGCUGAUGCCGGUGAAGCUGCUAUAAUUUUACUUCCAUCAAAUAUUACAGUUUUUGCUUUGGAUUUCUCAGGAUCCGGAAUUUCUGGAGGGGAUCAUGUCACACUAGGUUGGAAUGAAAAAGAUGAUCUGAGAGCUGUGGUUAACUAUUUGCGGGCAGAUGAAAAUGUCUCUCUGAUUGGAUUAUGGGGCCGCUCAAUGGGUGCUGUGACUAGCCUUAUGUAUGGAGCUGAGGAUCCUUCAAUAGCAGGGAUGGUUUUGGACAGUCCCUUCUCUGACUUGGUUGAUUUGAUGAUGGAACUUGUAGAUUCAUACAGAGUCCGACUGCCAAAGUUCACUGUGAAGUUUGCAAUUCGAUAUAUGCAAAAAACAAUCCAGAAGAAGGCAAAAUUUGACAUAACAGACUUGAACACCAUUAAGGCAGCUCAAUCUUGUUUUGUUCCGGCACUACUAGGACAUGCCAUUGAUGAUGAUUUUAUACAACCUCAUCAUUCGGAUCGUAUUCUUGAGGCUUACAUGGGAGACAAAAACCUAAUCAAGUUUGAGGGAGAUCAUAACUCUCCUCGUCCUCAAUUUUAUUUUGAUUCUAUAAACAUCUUUUUCAACAAUGUUCUGCAACCUCCCGAGGAUGAGGUUGGGGAAUUAUUCUUUGACUUCACUAAUGAAUUAUUUGGUAAGGAUGUUUGGAGAUCUAUGCAAGAACUAGACUAUGAAUUUGAACAAUCGUCUGAAAACAAAGAAUCAUCAACAUGCUGGACUGUGGAUGCUAUUAGGCAAGUCCAUUCAAGAAGACCAAUGAGUAGGAUGGAGGUUCCAUCACAUACCCCUUCGAAAGAUGAAGGUUGUGACCAGUGGCGGAUCCACGGGGGGACCUAA
Messenger RNA from Arachis duranensis, 1255 nucleotides. RefSeq lists its product as uncharacterized. The coding region runs from base 149 to 1255 and encodes 368 amino acids. Lineage: Eukaryota; Viridiplantae; Streptophyta; Magnoliopsida; Fabales; Fabaceae. The record is from RefSeq and is a predicted model, not a curated record. The transcript has 12 exons.